Messenger RNA from Dufourea novaeangliae, 592 nucleotides. RefSeq names its product CKLF-like MARVEL transmembrane domain-containing protein 4. NCBI's taxonomy places the organism in Eukaryota, Metazoa, Arthropoda, Insecta, Hymenoptera, Halictidae. The record is from RefSeq and is a predicted model, not a curated record. Bases 47 to 586 code for a protein of 179 amino acids. The transcript is spliced from 4 exons. Gene Ontology annotation, cellular component: membrane.
ACGUCUUCUAUAGCCGUGGAUAAAUUUUCCGUAAAGGAAGCAUAAUAUGAUGUCGGAGACCGCAGUGACAAUGGACGGUUCCAGCAACAACGCAAGUAACAAUCCUCGACAAGUACCCACGGUGAAGACCGAACCAGGUCAACCAAACCCUCUGGCUGGCAUUAGAUUAAACGUACCCUACUUCAAAACCAUACCUGGUAUCAUUAAGUUAGUACAACUGGGUCUUGGGAUAAUAUGCAUGUCGUGUGCAUCCCCGGCGCACGUAGGUGCAAGCCACUGGUUUCUGUUUGUCGCCGUGACGGCUUUCAUCGCUAGCCUCUUGUGGUGUUUCGUGUAUUUGUUGUCGAUUCGAGAGGCAUUGAAACUACCGAUCAACUGGAUUAUGACGGAACUACUAAACACGUCAGUGUUCGCCUUUCUGUACAUGAUUGGUUUCAUUGCUCAACUGUCCGUGUGGAGUGCGAUAUCCAGUUCUUUUACCGCAUCGAAUAUUGCUGCCGGGAUAUUCGGAAUCUUUAACACAGUCGCUUACGCUGCCGGCGCGUACUUCCUGUACAUCGAAUGGAAAAGCAGUACCACGCAGUGAAGAAAA